Striga asiatica is the source of this 561-nucleotide messenger RNA. NCBI's taxonomy places the organism in Eukaryota, Viridiplantae, Streptophyta, Magnoliopsida, Lamiales, Orobanchaceae. The record is from the annotation of a GenBank genome assembly.
AUGGCUUCAGAAAUCGACCCCUUCUUCUUCCCCUUCAUUCUGGGCCUAACCGCCGCCGGCCCAUCUCAAGAAACACCCGACCCGACCGGCCCACGUGGCCGGGUCGUCCUCAUCGACCUCCUAACACAGACCAUGGCCGUGGUCGAGGCCAACGCCGGCGCCGUAUUCGGGGACCUGUUCCCCGGAAAAACCGGCCCGAAGCCCGCCUCGAAAUCUGCCAUCGAGAGCCUGCCACGCGUCGAGAUCGGAACGGCCCAGAUCGACGGCGAGGAAGAGCCGUGUGCCGUGUGCCUGGAGGAGCUGAAAUGCGGCGAUCUUGCUAAGGAAAUGCCGUGCAGGCACAGAUUUCACGGUGGGUGUUUGGAGAAGUGGCUGAGGAUUAACGGGUGUUGUCCGGUUUGCCGGCACGAACUGCCGGCGGGCGGCGAGGAUGAUGACGUGGAGGGAAAAUCUCGCGGAGAGAGGGGUGAGAGAGAGAUUUGGGUGAGGUUCAGCUUUGGUGGUCUGAGGAAUCGAGAAAAUCAGGGAGAUUCUUUGGGUCAGCAAGAAAAUUUGGAUUAA